GUUCCUUGUGCUUGAAUGGUGCUUGUUUAACAAAAUCAAAGCACAUCGUUUUCACAGUUGUUUUUAUUACGUCAUAUAUUCUGGUCAUGACACGAUGCAAACGUCUCCGGAUGAAGUAUGUUCGAAAUCUGCUCAUACUACUCGCAUGCAUACUGUUUUAGAAGAAGAAGCCUUUAUUUUUGUCGCACAUUAUACAUUUGCACAUACACAGUAAAAAAAAUAUAUAUUUUGCAUAUUCCAGCUAAGCUUGGGUCAGAUGAUAUGAUAUGGCACCCCUGUAGCAGAUAGGGUCAAGGGCCUUGCUCAAGGGCCCAACAGUGGCAUCUUAGCAGUGCUGGGGCUUGAACCCCCAACCAACUGGACUGAUUUUUUUUCCAGGUGGGAUGGGUUGUGCGGGUUCUAGGGUGAAGAAUCGUGAAGUCUUGGGGAAACAGAAAACACAGACACCUCAAACCGUCCACAACAGCAGAGACCCAUCAAAGAUAGAGAGUUCUACAUCCCUGCUUCCUGGACAGAUUCUACAAAAUGUGGAUGCUUCCAGUGCUCAGGAGCAAAUUGUUAUCGCCCUGUUUUCAUUUGAUCCUUUGAAAAAGUCAGAUUUGGGCUUCAAGAAGGGAGAGAGACUCAAAAUAUUAAAAGCAGAUGGUGAUUGGUGGAGAGCCAAAUCUUUGUCCUCGGGACUUGAGGGUCUUAUACCUUCAAACUAUGUCGUGUCAGAUGGCAGCAUGGAAACAAAUGAGUGGUUUUUUAAGAACGUUAGCAGAAGGGAUGCUGAGAGACAACUGCUGGCCCCCGCCAACAAUCCAGGAGCCUUCCUCAUUCGGGAGAGUGAGACGAAUGCAGGAAAUUACUCCAUGUCAGUGAGAGACGUGAAUCCUGAUGGUUCAGAUCAGAUCAAGCAUUAUAAGAUCCGCACACUUGAUAAUGGAGGAUACUACAUUUCAUCCCAAAUCACCUUCAGACAGCUGCAAGAUCUCAUCAAACACUACCAGAAAAAUGCUGAUGGUCUUUGUAGACGUUUGGAUAAAGUAUGUGUAAAGCCUCAAGUUGUCACUCCAUGGGACCAGGACGCCUGGGAGAUCCGCAAAGAUGCUCUGCGUAUGGUAAAGAGACUCGGUGCUGGACAGUUUGGAGAGGUCUGGUUGGCGACCUAUAAAAACAGCACUAAAGUAGCAGUGAAGACACUGAAGCCCGGCAGUAUGACAGUGGACGCGUUUCUCCAAGAAGCAAACCUCAUGAAAACCCUGCAGCAUGAACGGCUUGUUCGCCUUUAUGCCGUGGUGACCAAAACCCCACCAAUUUACAUCAUCACAGAGUAUAUGGCUAACGGAUGUCUGUUGGAUUUCCUGAAGAGUCCAGCUGGCAGAAAAGUAAAGCUUCCUAAAAUCAUCGAUUUUUGUGCCCAAAUAGCAGAAGGCAUGGAGUAUCUUGAAAAGAAGAACUUCAUCCACAGAGAUCUGCGUGCUGCUAAUGUACUAGUCAGUGAAAGUCUACUGUGUAAAAUUGCAGACUUUGGCCUAGCCAGAGUCAUCGAAGACAACGAGUAUUCAGCGAGAGAAGGAGCUAAAUUCCCAAUCAAAUGGACGGCCCCUGAAGCCAUUUUUUAUGGUUCCUUCACCAUUAAAUCAGACAUGUGGUCUUUUGGUGUCCUAAUAUAUGAAAUUGUCACUUACGGCAAAGUCCCCUACUCAGGCCUGGGCAACAGUGAGGUGAUUGCACGAGUUCAGCGGGGAUAUCGGAUGCAGUGUCCUGAGAACUGCUCUCAAGAGCUCUAUGACAUCAUGAAGAUGUGCUGGAAGGCCAAACCAGAAGAGAGACCCACCUUUGAGUACAUGAGGAGUGUCCUGGAGGAUUAUAACACGGCCACCGAGGGCCAGUACCAACACCAAUAACACAAUGACUGCCAUGCAAACAGGACAAUUAAAGGAGUGCUUAAUUGAACAUGUUUUUUUAUACUUGAGCAUUUGGCACAAUGGGUCCAUGGACUUUAAUGAAUAAAUUAAGUUUAAAUGUAUAAAGGAAAGUGUGUCUGAGGUGCUGUAACAGGUCACCAUUUCAGCUUUUCACAGUUUAUCACACAGAACAGACUGCAACAAUUAUAGUGUCAAAUGGAAUAAAUGUGAUAACGGUGUUUAAGAAAAUUAAUGGCAUUAUCCGUAUUUAAGUGCAUGCGUUAAGGCAAUAUUUUCGACAGACCUUGUUUUAUUAUACAUAAACUAGCCUAAUAUUACCAUUUAUUAUAAUUAUAAAUAUAUAAUAAUUUUAUAAAAGCACUUGCAUUAAUUCUUCUGUUAAAACUUGUAUUAUUUGAGCACUGAAGUUAUUUAAAUUACCAUUUUUACUGUCGUUUUAUAGUGUUGACAAUUCAUCAUCAUGGCAAAGUUGUAAAAUUGGCCAUAACUUUAUACAGAAAAUGUUAUUGAACAAUUUUAAUCGCACUAAAAUAAUGUUAACAUGCAUAUUGUUUACGUCUUGUGGCUAUACUUUUGAAACAGUGAGUAUUUUACCAUUUACAGAUUGGCCCUAUUGACUUCCAUUAUAAAUGCCUCACUGUAACCCAGAUGAUUUUUAUUUUUAUGGUAAUUAAUAUUAUUCAGCUUAACUUGUAUUGAACCCGGAAUAUUCCUUUAAAUGGCACCAUUAGCUUAAGUUUUAAAGUUCAUUACUGUUACCGCGAUUUUUUGCUUUUGAAAUAAACAAGGGAUGAGAAAACUU
Myxocyprinus asiaticus (Chinese sucker) is the source of this 2715-nucleotide messenger RNA. RefSeq names its product tyrosine-protein kinase Lyn-like. The record is from RefSeq and is a predicted model, not a curated record. The coding region runs from base 384 to 1892 and encodes 502 amino acids. The transcript is spliced from 13 exons. Gene Ontology annotation, molecular function: ATP binding; signaling receptor binding; non-membrane spanning protein tyrosine kinase activity. Gene Ontology annotation, biological process: protein phosphorylation; cell surface receptor protein tyrosine kinase signaling pathway; cell differentiation. Gene Ontology annotation, cellular component: extrinsic component of cytoplasmic side of plasma membrane. NCBI's taxonomy places the organism in Eukaryota, Metazoa, Chordata, Actinopteri, Cypriniformes, Catostomidae.